ACAGCGCUCUGUUUGAAGGAUUGCUUAGAAAGAAGCCACAUCCACUCCAAGUGACAACAUGUCUCACGCGUGGGGAUACACCGCUAAUAACGGUCCGGAGAAGUGGUCAGCCAGUUUCCCCAUCGCCGACGGUCCGCGGCAGUCGCCCAUCGACAUCAAUCCCGGCCUGGCGUCGUACGACGGCGCGCUCAAGCCGCUCAGCCUCAACUACGACCCGGGCACCUGCUCGGACAUCCUCAACAACGGACACACCUUCCAGGUGACCUUCCGCGAUGACGCGGACAGCUCCGUUCUGACUGGUGGGCCCGUCUCGGAGGUAUACCGGCUCAAGCAGUUCCACUUCCACUGGGGGGCUUCUGACGACACGGGCUCGGAGCACACGGUGUCCGGGAAUAAGUACCCUGCGGAGCUACAUCUGGUGCACUGGAACACCAAAUAUGGCAACUUUGACGAAGCUGAGAGCAAACCCGACGGACUCGCUGUGGUGGGAGUUUUCCUGCAGAUCAGCGAUGAAAACGCCAGUCUCCAGAAGGUUCUGGACGCCUUUGGUGCCAUCAAGACCAAAGGCAAGCAGACCACUUUCAAGGGCUUCGACCCGAGCAGCUUGCUGCCCUCCUGCCUGGACUACUGGACGUACGAAGGGUCCCUGACCACGCCCCCUCUGCUGGAGAGCGUCACCUGGAUCGUCUGCAAGGAUGCCAUCAGCAUCAGCUCGGUUCAGAUGGACAAAUUCCGCAGCCUGCUGUUCUCAGCCGAGGGGGAGCCCGAGUGUUGCAUGGUGGACAACUGUCGCCCGCCGCAGCCGCUCAAGGGCCGCCAAGUGCGCGCUUUCUUCCAGUGAACGCCCAACGCAAACUGUCACAAGUAAAGCAAUCAGACGUCAGGAAAUUUCCACCCAUAAUAUUUACUGCUAGCUCUCCUUGAGUCACAUGAUCAACGGGGUUUAGCUUGAUAGGCCGAGUAAAGUUGGAUGUUGAUGCUAAA
Molecule: messenger RNA, 984 nt
Organism: Syngnathus acus (greater pipefish)
Lineage: Eukaryota; Metazoa; Chordata; Actinopteri; Syngnathiformes; Syngnathidae
Product: carbonic anhydrase 1-like
Exons: 7
Coding region: 59-841 (260 amino acids)
Biological process (GO): carbon dioxide transport
Cellular component (GO): cytoplasm
Molecular function (GO): carbonate dehydratase activity; zinc ion binding
Source: RefSeq, a predicted model, not a curated record